CCUCGGCGCGGGGGAUGUGCCCCGCCGCCCCGCGCCCAUGGUCCUGACGCUGCUGGUCUCCGCCUACAAGCUGUGCCGCUUCUUCGCGAUGUCCAGCAACUCCGGGCCGAGCGCGGACCGGCUGGCCGUGCCAGGGACGGAGGGCGGCGGCGGUGCGGGCCCGUGGUGGGCGGGAGGGGGCCGCGGACCCCGGGAGGUGUCGCCCGGGGUGGGCACGGAGGUGCGGGACGCCCUGGAACGCUCCCUGCCCGAGCUGCAGCUGGCGCUCCUGGCGCUGAAGCAGGCGUGCGGCGUGCAGGCCGUGGGCCUCGGACUGACCGAGGUUUUCCAGCUGGUGGAAGAGGCCUGGCUGCUCCCGGGCGUGGGCCGCGAGGUGGCCCAGCGUCUCUGCGAUGCCAUCCGCCUGGACGGGGGGCUCGAUCUGCUGCUGCGGCUCUUGCAGGCGCCCGAGCUGGAGACGCGCGUGCAGGCCGCACGCCUGCUGGAGCAGAUCCUGGUAGCGGAGAACCGGGACCGAGUUGCGCGCAUAGGCCUGGGCGUGAUCUUGAACCUGGCGAAGGAGCGCGAGCCGUUGGAGCUGGCACGGAGCGUGGCCGGCAUUCUGGAGCACAUGUUCAAGCACUCGGAGGAGACGUGCCAGAGGCUGGUGGCGGCCGGCGGCCUGGACGCCGUGCUCUUCUGGUGCCGCCGCACCGACCCGGCCCUGCUGCGCCACUGCGCCCUGGCCCUGGCCAACUGCGCGCUGCACGGCGGCCAGGCGGCCCAGCGGCGCAUGGUGGAGAAGCGGGCGGCCGAGUGGCUCUUCCCGCUGGCCUUCUCCAAGGAGGACGAGCCCCUGCGGCUGCAUGCCUGCCUCGCCGUGGCCGUGCUGGCCACCAACAAGGAGGUGGAGCGCGAGGUGGAGCGCUCGGGCACGCUGGCGCUCGUCGAGCCGCUGGUGGCCUCGCUCGACCCCGGCCGCUUCGCCCGCUGCCUGGUGGAUGCCAGCGACACGAGCCAGGGGCGCGGCCCCGACGACUUGCAGCGCCUGGUGCCCCUGCUGGAUUCCUCGCGCUUGGAGGCCCAGUGCAUCGGGGCCUUUUAUCUCUGCGCCGAGGCUGCCAUCAAGAGCCUGCAGGGCAAGACCAAGGUGUUCAGCGACAUCGGGGCCAUCCAGAGCCUGAAACGCUUGGUUUCCUACUCCACCAACGGCACCACCUCCGCACUGGCCAAGCGGGCACUACGCCUGCUGGGUGAGGAGGUGCCAAGGCCCAUCGUGCCCUGUGUAGCCAGCUGGAAAGAGGCUGAGGUUCAGACUUGGCUGCAGCAGAUCGGCUUUGCUCAGUAUUGCGACAGCUUCAGGGAGCAGCAGGUGGAUGGAGAUCUACUUUUGCGGCUCACGGAGGAGGAACUCCAGACUGAUCUGGGCAUGAAGUCAGGCAUCACUCGCAAGAGAUUCCUCAGGGAGCUCACGGAACUCAAGACCUUCGCCAACUACGCCACAUGCGACCGCAGCAACCUGGCCGACUGGCUGGGCAGCCUGGACCCCCGCUUCCGCCAGUACACCUACAGCCUGGUCAGCUGCGGCCUGGACCGUUCCCUGCUGCACCGCGUGUCCGAGCAGCAGCUGCUGGAGGACUGCGGCAUCCGCCUGGGCGUGCACCGCACCCGCAUCCUCGUGGCCGCCAGAGAAAUGCUGCACUCCCCACUGCCCUACACUGUUUGCAAACCCAGUGGAGACACUCCAGAUGUCUUCAUAAGCUACCGCAGGAACUCAGGCUCCCAGCUGGCCAGCCUCCUGAAGGUGCACCUGCAGCUACAUGGAUUCAGUGUCUUCAUUGAUGUGGAAAAGCUGGAAGCAGGCAAGUUUGAGGACAAGCUCAUCCAGAGUGUCAUGAGUGCCCGCAACUUUGUGCUGGUGCUGUCAGCUGGGGCAUUAGACAAGUGCAUGCAGGACCACGACUGCAAGGACUGGGUACACAAGGAGAUCGUGACAGCACUGAGCUGUGGCAAGAACAUCGUGCCUAUCAUUGAUGGCUUUGAGUGGCCAGAGCCCCAGGCUCUGCCUGAGGACAUGCAGGCUGUGCUCACCUUCAACGGCAUCAAGUGGUCCCAUGAGUACCAGGAGGCCACCAUUGAGAAGAUCAUCCGCUUUCUGCAGGGCCGCUCCUCCCAGGACUCAUCUGGAGGCUCUGAUACCAGUGUGGAAGGUGAGCUGGUCCAAGUGGUUGAGGAGCGACUCUCUAAGUAGCAAAACUCUAAACCACAUACCUUUGCCAACUGCAGACACCUUGCAUGGUGUCUGUCUCCGCCAGAACUGUGCCAGCUAGUGCCAUCACCUACCACUGACAGAGAGGGAAACUGGGGCUCACAGAGCUUGGAGGACGUGCUCUGAUACCAGGUCCUAGUGGCAGCCCCAGGAUCCAGCCUGGUGCUUCCCUGCCCAAUACUGGGCAUAACCGCCCUCAGGCUCAUCCCCAAGGCUGCAUUGUGGCCAUGGCCUCUCCCCUGUCCCCAGGAACUUGGUUUCUUUCAGGGGGGCAGGCUUUCACAGCCCAGGCACCUCAGGACUUAGCAAUGUGCCCUGCCCACCUUCAAUCUCCCCAUAAGAAACUCCAAGAAAGCCUUCAUUCCAGCAAUGGAAACACCCACUGCUGCCCCACCCAUCCUGGUCAGAGCUCACACCUCAAGGUCUGCUCUGCUUCCAGAGCUGCUCCCAGGGGUGCUGCUGACCCAUUACCUCUGGCUCUUGGGGAACUCAAAGGUUUCACUCUGAGUUUGGGGCCCCAAUCCCACACUAAACAGGCCCCCCAACUCUGUCUUGGGCUGCACUUGCUUCUCCUUCCUUCAUGCCACAUGGUGCCUGCCGGACCGGAUGGAGACCAAGCCGGGUGGACGUUGUCCAGAGCAGAGACAGGAAUACAGCAAUACAGCGUGCUGAGAA
Molecule: messenger RNA, 2923 nt
Organism: Suncus etruscus (white-toothed pygmy shrew)
Lineage: Eukaryota; Metazoa; Chordata; Mammalia; Eulipotyphla; Soricidae
Gene: SARM1
Product: sterile alpha and TIR motif containing 1
Exons: 10
Coding region: 38-2230 (730 amino acids)
Biological process (GO): negative regulation of MyD88-independent toll-like receptor signaling pathway; signal transduction; response to axon injury
Cellular component (GO): dendrite
Molecular function (GO): protein binding; NAD+ nucleosidase activity; signaling adaptor activity
Source: RefSeq, a predicted model, not a curated record